Messenger RNA from Varroa destructor (honeybee mite), 1045 nucleotides. RefSeq lists its product as uncharacterized. The record is from RefSeq and is a predicted model, not a curated record. NCBI's taxonomy places the organism in Eukaryota, Metazoa, Arthropoda, Arachnida, Mesostigmata, Varroidae.
AAUAUCUUUCUUUCUACUUGGAGACAACGACGUUUGUUCCAAGACAAUAUUCCGAUUAAUACAUAGGACAAAUGUCGGGGCCAAUCGUUCCGCCAAUGAUUCGCCCGACGCAGCUGUCCAAGCAGCAGGUGUUCUACUGGACAUGCAUAGACAAUGCCAAUCUUAGUACCAGCGAAAGGUGACGAUACAGAGACGAAGAGGACGUGACUUAUGAAAGGCGCGGUAGUCACCGGUCUUGGACCUGCAACGGCCUACCUUAACCCGGACACACUUAAUCCUGCAACGCCGCCGGGGAUAGGCAAUGCACAUUUUGCGGUGGUUUCGUCGUACGAGCGUAUUCUCGAAUCUGAUUUUUGUUGACACGAUCAUGCACAUUGUUUGCGCACUCUUUGGCAUGUUUGAGCUGUUAGAGCGGACCAAAGAAUCACUUCGUCAGAUUACGUUUAACGAUUUAAGAUAUGUCCUCGUAGCCUUGUGUUUUCAGCUACACAUUAUUGUAUUGUCAACCGUUUUCGGUGUACGCCAUCAGCAGCCUUCAGGGUUAAACGCGCCGUGGUGGGAUCGUGUCUACCAUGUUGGGUCCCUGUCAUACUAUUUUGUAAUGACGGUGUUCCAUGGAAUGAUAAGCAUCUAUGAAUGGCAGCACCUGUGGAAGUGUGUCUGCAGUUGUAUAAUUGGCUAUGUGCACGAGCUAGUCGUAACGUCGCUAAUACUCCGAACGGAGCUCGAUAUGUACGGGGUCAGCGUCAGUGAUAUCCCACGAAGCACCGUAACAAACAAAGUGGAAACGACGACGUAUCAGCUAGCGCUCACUACAGAACAGUCCGUCACUAGAGAGGCCACCACUUGGGGCUCGCAAACUACUUCGAGACAGUUGCCUGUCGUGACUUCAGCAGAAAAUUCAGAGAAUCUUCGGAGUGUUCAAACCGAGAGCUUUUUAGAGACGCCCCACAAGAAAGCAACAGUAAAAUGAUGUUUAUUGAAAAAAGUUGUUUCUUCAUUUCCAAGGUAGUUAAUUUUAAGGAAAGAGACUAACCAACCGAUA